ACCCCGCAAUUCCCCUCCCCCCUCCUCAUCUCCGCUCCCCGAAAGGCCGAAACCCCCCGAAUCGAAUCCGGCGGAGUUCGAUUUGGGGAUUUCGGCGCCUCGCCCCCGGAAAUUUCUUGGAUCUGAGGCCGGCCGUCGUCUUCGAUCUGCGGCUGGAGUGAGUCUGCAAGUUUUCCGGCUCGGUUUUGGUCGGAGGGCUGGGGGGUUUCGGUUGCGGGGAUGGAGUCGUCUCCGGUGUCCUACUGGUGCUACCGCUGCAGCCGCUUCGUGAGGGUGUCUCCGGACACCGUCGUCUGCCCGGAGUGCGACGGCGGCUUCCUGGAGCAGUUCCCACAGCAGCCGCCGCGGGGCGGCGGCGGGAGCGGCCGGCGCGGGACGAUGAACCCGGUCAUCGUGCUCCGGGGCGGAUCGCUAUCCGGGUUCGAGCUCUACUACGACGACGGCGCGGGCGACGGGCUGCGGCCGCUGCCCGGUGACGUCCAGCACCUCCUCAUGGGGUCCGGUUUCCACCGCCUGCUGGACCAGUUCUCGCGGCUGGAGGCGGCGGCGCCGCGGCCGCCGGCGUCUAAGGCUGCGGUGGAGUCCAUGCCGUCCGUGACGAUUUCCGGAAGCGGGGCUCACUGCGCGGUGUGCCAGGAGGCCUUUGAGCCCGGCGCCGCCGGGCGGGAGAUGCCGUGCAAACAUGUCUACCACCAAGACUGCAUCUUGCCAUGGCUGUCCCUCCGCAACUCAUGCCCCGUUUGUCGUCAAGAGCUUCCGGCCGCAGCCACCCCAGAUGCGGAGGCGGAUGCUGGGCUCACCAUCUGGCGACUUCCACGCGGUGGAUUUGCCGUAGGGAGGUUUGCCGGCGGGCCCAGAGAGCAGCUCCCGGUCGUCUACACCGAGCUGGAUGGGGGCUUCAGUAACGGGGUCGGCCCGAGGAGGGUGACAUGGCCAGAGGGAGAAGGGCAAGUGGACGGCGGUGAAGGUCGGAUUCGCCGUGUAUUUAGGAAUCUGUUUGGCUGCUUUGGUCAUGGCAGCCGGCAAGCAAGUUCGUCGCAAUCUCGUAGUGGCUGAGCACAGUUUUCCUUGGUAACUUAUUUUCAAUUGAUAGUGCUGAAGAACUAGGGUUAGUGUAAGAAGGGAACCCAGAUUAUAAUUUCUUGGGACUUUUGAUGUAAAUGAAGGUCUUGCAUUAUCCCCUCUUUUGUCUCAUUUAAGAAUUAAAGAGAGAUGGUUAUGAGCAAACAUCUUGGAGUGACCGUGGCAAUCAAAUUAGGUCAAACAAGCACUUCAAGAAAGUAAUAGCAAUGAAUGUUGGGGAAAUCAGUCCUUGGAAAAA
Molecule: messenger RNA, 1321 nt
Organism: Panicum hallii
Lineage: Eukaryota; Viridiplantae; Streptophyta; Magnoliopsida; Poales; Poaceae
Product: E3 ubiquitin-protein ligase RDUF2-like
Exons: 1
Coding region: 220-1056 (278 amino acids)
Biological process (GO): protein ubiquitination
Cellular component (GO): cytoplasm
Molecular function (GO): ubiquitin protein ligase activity
Source: RefSeq, a predicted model, not a curated record